This is a messenger RNA of Trichoderma virens Gv29-8, 3576 nucleotides long. RefSeq lists its product as uncharacterized. The transcript is spliced from 3 exons. The record is from RefSeq and is a predicted model, not a curated record. Bases 1 to 3576 code for a protein of 1191 amino acids. NCBI's taxonomy places the organism in Eukaryota, Fungi, Ascomycota, Sordariomycetes, Hypocreales, Hypocreaceae.
AUGACGGCCCCGAUCUUGACACUGCUUGCGAUUUUAACACUUCUAAUUGGCAGUGCUAUCGAGGUGUUAGCACAGCUCAGCCAUUCCAGGGGCGGUCUCGCACUCUCACGAACGCAAGACGACAUCCCACAAUAUGCUAUGAUAAGCUACCUCUACGCCCCUAAUAUCAUUGCUGUCUUAUACAGUUUGGUAUGGAGUUGGGUGGACCUCGAUGUCAAACGGAUGCAGCCCUGGUUCGAGCUAUCCAAGCCUGAAGGAGCGACAGCCGAAAAUUCGAUGUUUCUCGACUACCCCUAUGACUUUAUUGCGACUGUUCCUGUCAAAGCUGCUAGGAGGAGGCAUUGGCCAGUGUUUUUCGCGGGAACGGUGACCGUCGUCAUCUUCUGGCUUAUCACCCCUCUCCAAAGUUCUAUCAUGGGAACUGGUUUCGUGAAUAGAAUCGAGCCGGCAGUAAUUGGCACGAGAUCAUCUAUUGUUCCGCUAGCCAACCAAUCUGAAUUUCUUACCAACCAAAUUCUUAAUACGGGAUAUUCCAUCGCAUGGCUCGGCCAAUCUUACCCACCAUUUAUGACCUCCGAUUAUGCGACACUUCCGUUCUAUAUACAUAAUGAUCCUGGAGAAUCGCAGCUACAUACAAAUUGGACAGCCACGACGACAAAGUUAUGGACCGAACUCGAAUGCUGGCCAGCCCAGCAACCGAAACAGGACAUUGCUUCUAUGGUGCUGCACUUUGGAAACGGCCAGGGCUGCAACACCACCAUCAACAUUGAGCCCUUCGCAAAUCUCAAGAUGUAUUACGUUGGAUAUUAUGGUAGUCCGUAUUCGGACUACCAGUUGGGUGAUCCCAAGAACUGUCCUGCCACUGGAAACUCGACUCAUCAAUUUCUCGCUGUAUGGGUGUCAACUAAGGGUGCCAGCACCACAAAACUACCUGAAGUCAACUUAACUGCACUUUUUUGCCAGCCAUCUUACUAUAAGCAGCAGGUGAUGGUCUCUGUUGAUACCAAUGGCUUCAUACCACUGAAUACGUCAAUUCAACCAAUCUCUCCCCCAGAACUUCUGACCGAAAAAGAUUUCAAUUCCACCUCUUUCGAGUUUUUGAUCGCAAACGGGAUGCCCAUGGAGCAGGUAUUGAACAUCAUAAGAGAUUAUCCAUUCGAAGGCGUCAUCGAGCAAGGACCUCGGCUAGACAAGACAAAUUUGACCAUUCCGGUUUCUAACAUGGUUGGAUAUGCUCUUGCUCCUCAUAAUGAGCCAGCAACUCCAUACGCCGACCCCGUUCUGCUGCACGAAGCAUUCAAUCGUGCUCACAAAUAUCUAUUUUCACUUGCAGUAAACCAGAUGUUGACUAAUGAUACACAAAUGGCCAACAACACAGCGGUAUCCGAGUUCCAACAGAGUGGGAUUAUUGUCAGUCGACUGUUUUCUGCCAUUGUCGAAGGCCUUCUCCUCCUUGUAGCAAUUUUUACAGUCUGUCUGCUAUGGUCCUGCCAUACUUCUACGAGCUAUUUAACUACCAACCCGUCCUCUAUCUCUAGACUCGCCGCAAUCUUUCGCAAUGGGCAGGAAACAAAUAAAUUGUUCCGUCCCGCCGAUCAUGCUGAUGAAAAAUCACUAAAAGAAUUAUUCAAAAACGACAAAUUUCGACUUGUAAGAGAUGAAUAUAACAGUGAUGGAAGUAUCUACAUAGAGAAAGUAGAUGGUGUGGAGGGUGAUCAGAACGAGAGAAGAUUUGACAAACCGACGGGUUACUAUGACCCUAUUCGACCGAUACCUUUAAAGAGAGAAAUUGGAUUACUGUUUGGCUUGGUACAAGUUGGGGCUCUUGUCGUUAUCGCAUACCUCAAAGUACAAAACGACAAGAAUAAAGGCCUCAUUCGACCAUCGAACAGUUUCGAGGUGCUACAAAUCCUCGAAAAUUACAUCCCCACGGCCUUUGCUACUUUCUCCGAACCUUUCUGGGUGUUGAUCAACAGGUUCAUGUGUCUCCUUCAGCCGUUUAAAGUCCUAUCGAGGGGACGAAGCGAACGCUCAAAGUCUAUCGACACAACAUACACGGCACUUCCUCCUCAACUCGUCCUUUGGAGGGCGCUUAGAUCGCGCCAUCUUAUGUUGGCUAUGUUGUGCAUCAUUGCGCUGCUGUCAAACGUCCUCGCCGUUGGUCUCGGUGCCCUCUUCAACGAGGAUCAGACAACUGCCUCCUAUGUGGCAACGUUCACCCCGAAUAUUGCAACGCAGUUCGAUAACCAAACUGUUUUCGACCUCCAGGGAUACCUUUUUGAGAGAACGAUAACUGACCAUUUGUACCAAGAUGAGUUAUACGUUGCCAUGGCAAACAUCUCAUCGGGAACGCGACUUCCACCCUGGACAACGUCUGAUUACUUCUUCCAGCCAUACACCGUUGAUAGCGGAGGUCAAAGUAACAGCAGCAGCACUUAUUUAAUUUCCACUCGAGGGUUCGGUGUUGGUUUAAACUGCACUGCUGUACCGCAACGUGCAGUUGCACUUUCGUACCCCGUAAGUUUGGAUACAGUCUGUUCGACUGAUACCUCGAUUAUGCUCGAGGCUGCCGAAAGGGUAUUUAGAACAAGCAACUUUACGAGACCUACCGGGCCAUCUGCUAUCGAAUAUAGUAAUUCCUUGAAUCCAAAAUCCAAUUUCGACAACUGCACCAGACCUAUGACGUUUGGAUGGGGUCGGACGCCUCAAGCACUAAACAGAAAUGCUACUGUGGAAGCUAGUUUCGCUGUCUGUCAGCCAUUCUUCCAGACGGCCAUGUUCGAUGUGCGGCAUGACGCAGAGGGCAAUGUUCUGGAAUACGAAAGAACGAGCGAUAUUUCCAUCCAUCUGGACGGCGAUGACGGGGACGUACAAACAAACAGGAUGAUCACCAAUAUGAAUGACCUGAUCAGAGGAUAUGGAGUGACAUGGCAUAACGAUACAUUGUCAAGGGACUGGAUCAACUAUCUCCUGACUAUAACCCUGGACUCGCGGGACUUUCUGGAUCCUAACAAACCUGUUCCCGAUCCUAAUGACUUGAUCCCUGGAAUCGAAAAAUUGUACCGACGAUUAUUUGCGAUCCUCCUUAGCCUUAAUCAGCAACUAUUUGUGCCCGGAGAUGAAAAGCUCUCAAUAACAGGCCAGAAACUAACAGAAGAAACACGGAUUUUUAUGGAUCAAAACGCCUUUAUAAUCACCGUGACGGUCCUAUCUCUCAACAUUAUCGCAGUCGUCAUUUUCUACUCCCGCGGCAUCAUAUUCAAUCUCCCCCGCGUUCCCACGACCAUAGGCUCAGUUCUCGCCUUCGUUUCAGCAAGUCACAUCCUCGACGACCAAGGACCAUCAUCAAGAGGCCCAGACAACAAGGAAAAGGAGAAAAAGACUUAUAGUUUCGGCCGGUACAUCGGGGUGGAUCAGAAAGUGCAUCUGGGGAUCGACAUGGAUCCUCAUGUAGCGCUCAUCGAUCCCGCGUCUUUGAAAGAGAAGAAGUCUGUGCUGCGGAGGGCUGUGACGGGAGAUUUAAGGAGGAGGAACCAGAAAGAGUUUGAACCAGUGAGAAGCGGUACUUGGUUAUGA